AUGUCUAGACUUGUCUUCUAUCAUUGCGAUCUUAGCCCUAAGAACCUUCUUGUCGAUUUGUCGACCGGCUCGCUGGGCAUCAUCGACUGGGAGCUUGCUGGCUGUGUCCCUAUUGAAUGGAUUAAAAUGAAAUUGCGAGUCUCCGCAGGAAUGGAUUUCGACUAUUGGGAGGAUGACUCUAAAAAGGACUGGCGCCGCCAGGUCGCUCAGCAUCUGAAAAAGAUGGAAUAUAGCGAUGUUGUGGAUGCAUGGUGGGAGUUUCAAGACAGUUCAAGGACUAUAGAUAUAACCCAUCAACUAUAA
This is a messenger RNA of Penicillium soppii, 303 nucleotides long. RefSeq lists its product as uncharacterized. The transcript has a single exon. Lineage: Eukaryota; Fungi; Ascomycota; Eurotiomycetes; Eurotiales; Aspergillaceae. The record is from RefSeq and is a predicted model, not a curated record. The coding region runs from base 1 to 303 and encodes 100 amino acids.